AUGGGGGAGAAAAACAGUGCAGCGGGCAGUGGAAGAGCGUCGCUUGGCUCUGCAGAUGCUCAAGAGCAGGAAAUAAAGAACAUUUACCGAUAUUUUAAAGACAGACCAGAGGUUAUUGAGAGACACGCAGACGAGCUGAAUGAGCUUGCAAAGGACCCAACAAUUCAGAAGGCCUUUCGAAGACACUCGGAUCAGUUCCGCAAUAUUAAGGAAAAUCGGCUGUCGUAUGAGCUGGAGAAGAACAGGAAGCUUCGCCUCAUCCACAAAUUCAAAAAAGAACACACAGACAUUGAAAACAUAACAAAUCGGUGGAGAGACAUACUGCUGUGUGCCUUUGAGGACCUAGUAAAAUACACAGAUAGCAAGGCAGUGGAUCUAUACAAUGCAUUUCAUCUUAAGUCCAUACACGUCCAGAAGGACGAAGUGGGAAUUUACAGCGAAGAAGACCCGUCUACAGAGAACGAGUGA
Messenger RNA from Nematocida minor, 468 nucleotides. RefSeq lists its product as uncharacterized. The transcript has a single exon. The record is from RefSeq and is a predicted model, not a curated record. Lineage: Eukaryota; Fungi; Microsporidia. The coding region runs from base 1 to 468 and encodes 155 amino acids.